GGCUGAUGUGCCAUUGACUGAGAUGGAGAAGAAGAGGGUGGGAAAAAUGAGGAUUGUUUGGGUGUUGUUUGCAGUGGCGGUAAAGUUAAAGAGUUCUGUUUUGGACUUGGUAAGUGUAAGGAACAUAAAUGGAGGUGUCAGGUAGGCAGUGAGAUACACAAGUCAGGAUGGCAAGAGAAGUCCCUAAUGGAGCGGUAAUUUGGGAGUCUCCAGCGUAGAGAGCCCUGGGAUUGGAUGAGGUCACCUAGGGAGAAGUCUGGAGAGAGAGGGCAAGAUUUGAGGAAUGCCUACAUUCAGAAGUUGGGUAUUCCAUGUUCACUGCUUUCAGAGCGUAAUGCUAAGUCUGCUGAAGGAGUGAAAGAAAGAUCAGUCCCAUGUCCCCCUGUCUGUGGGACAUCUCUGCUAUUACCCUUCACAAGGUAUAAGCUGGCUCUCAGCUCUGCGGCUCCCUGAACACUUUGCGUACUUCCGUUAUAAUGCUCAUAAACGCUGCACUGUCGAUGGUAGGUUUGUAUCUCACGGGGAUACAGGUUAGCAAUCUGUACCCCCUACAUGUGUGCUAGGGUUAAACAAUACACAAAUUGUGGCUACGGAGAGGCAAGUUUCUCAUUGUCAGAGAAGGAAGUUACAGAUAAGCAGUAGAGGAAGGGUAGAGAACCCUGUGGCACUUGGUUCGAACUGGGAGACAUUAGUAGGAGCUUAUUUAGUAGGUACAGAAACAGGUUGUGUGUUCAUACGGGCUAGUGUACACACACAUGUUACUAGCCCUGUUUGGUGAAAACACCCAGAAGCAGUGACACCCCAGCGGCAGCAAGCACACCCAGCACUCAUCUCCUGGUUUUGAAAUACCAUUCUCAGUACAAGGACCCUGGUUCCUUGGAGAAAUGACUUACUUCACAGCUAUCACAAGGAAAAUAUAAGGUGAACUUCAAACGUGUAUUAUGAACAUGAUUUUUUGAAAAAGAUGGGGCUUGUCAAAAGGACACAGCAGACUGAAAGAUUUCCCACUGACCAAGGUUGGAACAAUUCGAGCAACAAAAGGAAUAGAGUUGCCAUGAUGGAAGUCAAAGCAAAACAAAAAUUCACAGGAAAAGGUACAAAGACGUCACAAGAAAAAAACAGAUUUUGUAAGAACAAUGAUUCUGGCUCUUCAAAGACAUUCCCAAGAAAAGUUGUUAAGGAAGGUGGACCUAAAAUCACAUCUAAGAACUUUCAGAAAAGUGCCACAAAACCAGGGAAAAAAGGUGUGAAACAUUUCAGGAAUAAACAACAAGGGGAUAAAAUACCAAAGAACAAAUCCCAGCAGGCAAAUAAAUUCAACAAGAAGAGAAAAUUCCAGCCGGACAGUAAAAGUGAUGAAUCAGCAGCCAAGAAACCCAAAUGGGAUGAUUUCAAAAAGAAGAAGAAAGAACUGAAGCAAAGCAGACAACUCAGCGAUAGAACCAACUAUGACAUUGUUGUUCGGGCAAAGCAGAUUUGGGAGAUCGUGAGAAGAAAAGACUGUGACAAAGAAAAAAGAGUGAAGUUGAUGAGUGAUUUGCAGAAGUUGAUUCAAGGAAAAAUUAAAACUAUUGCAUUUGCUCAUGAUUCAACUCGUGUGAUCCAGUGUUACAUUCAGUUUGGCAAUGAAGAACAGAGAAAACAGGCUUUUGAAGAACUACGAGAUGAUUUGGUUGAAUUAAGUAAAGCUAAAUAUUCCAGAAAUAUUGUUAAGAAAUUUCUGAUGUAUGGGGGUAAACCUCAGAUUGCAGAGAUAAUCAGAAGUUUUAAAGGCCACGUGAGGAAGAUGCUCCGACACGCGGAAGCCUCGGCCAUCGUGGAGUACGCAUACAACGACAAAGCCAUUUUAGAGCAGAGAAACAUGUUGACAGAGGAGCUCUAUGGGAACACAUUUCAGCUUUAUAAGUCAGCAGAUCACCCAACUCUGGACAAAGUGUUAAAGGUACAGCCAGAAAAACUGGAGCUUAUCAUGGAUGAAAUGAAACAGAUUCUAACUCCAAUGGCCCAAAAGGAAGCUGUGAUUAAGCACUCAUUGGUGCAUAAAGUAUUCUUGGACUUUUUUACCUAUGCGCCCCCAAAGCUAAGAUCAGAAAUGAUCGAAGCCAUCCGUGAAGCGGUGGUGUACCUGGCACACACACACGAUGGUGCCAGAGUGGCCAUGCACUGCCUGUGGCAUGGCACGCCCAAGGACAGGAAAGUGAUUGUGAAAACAAUGAAGACUUAUGUUGAAAAGGUGGCUAAUGGCCAAUACUCCCAUUUGGUUUUACUGGCGGCGUUUGAUUGUAUUGAUGAUACUAAGCUUGUGAAGCAGAUAAUCAUAUCUGAAAUUAUUAGUUCCUUGUCUAACAUAUUAAGUGACAAAUAUGGAAGGAAGGUCCUGUUGUACCUACUAAGCCCCCGAGAUCCUGCACAUACAGUACGAGAAAUCAUUGAAGUUCUGCAGAAAGGAGAUGGAAACGCACACAGUAAAAAAGAUACAGAGAUCCGGCGCCGAGAGCUCUUAGAAUCCAUCUCCCCAGCUUUGUUAAGCUACCUGCAAGGUCACGCCCAAGAAAUGGUGCUAGAUAAGUCUGCCUGUGUGUUGGUGCCUUGCAUUCUGGGAGCUGCCAUUGGAGACACUCAACCUGCCAUGAAUGCCGUCGCCAGCUUGGCAGCAGCAGAACUGCAUCCUGGCGGCAAGGAUGGAGAGCUUCACAUUGCAGAACAUCCUGCAGGACACCUUGUUCUGAAGUGGUUAAUAGAACAAGAUAAAAAGAUGAAAGAAAACGGAAGAGAAGGUUGUUUUGCAAAGACACUUGUAGAACAUGUCGGUAUGAAGAGCCUGAAGUCGUGGGCUGGUAUAAAUCGAGGCGCCAUCAUUCUUUCUGGCCUUCUCCAGAGUUCUGAUCCAGAAGUUGCAAGCAAAGUCAAAGCUGGACUGAAAAGCCUGAUCCCCACAUUGCAGAAAAACAAAAGCACCAGCAAAGGAGUAGAAAUGCUGCUUGAAAAACUGUCUGUGUAGAUGGACACAAUUACCAAGAUGGAACCAUUGUUUCUCGUCCGAUCUGUUUUCCCAGAGUGGAGAGAAGGGCUAGGGGCCCACCACACUGGUGAUUUGUGUACUCGGUGUAUGUGCUGCUGCUUUGUACAUGAAUUUAUUUAUAAAAUGCUUUCUAAAAAUGCCCUUUGAAAAAAA
Myotis myotis is the source of this 3175-nucleotide messenger RNA. RefSeq names its product pumilio RNA binding family member 3 (gene PUM3). Bases 965 to 3001 code for a protein of 678 amino acids. Gene Ontology annotation, molecular function: mRNA binding. Lineage: Eukaryota; Metazoa; Chordata; Mammalia; Chiroptera; Vespertilionidae. Gene Ontology annotation, cellular component: nucleolus. The record is from RefSeq and is a predicted model, not a curated record. Gene Ontology annotation, biological process: regulation of translation. The transcript has 18 exons.